AUGGAGCUGUACAAGGUGUGUCUGGAUCUCAUACACUCGUACGCCCGUUCCAAUACCGGCAAGUACAGGAGAACCGGUCUGGGUCCGGACGAGGAGGAAUCCUGCGAGGACCUCCUGCAAUUCCUCAAAAUGAUGACACACCUCACCGUCAAAGACUACAUCGACUUUGGUAGCCCUCACGUCAACUACGUCUGUGAGAGUUGUCCCGAAAAGCUCCCCACAAUUCCCCACCAGUUGUUCCUCACCUUCAUGGACCUACUGGAGACCGGUCUACACAACUAUGGCCCUGAGGUCAGGAUCCUCUGUCUAGAGGGUAUUGAGGGUGUGGCUUCCUGCCACGCCCGGGCGGGGCCUCCCCACUCCUCCCAGACUCUCACCGACGUACUACAACACUUCCUUAAGGUGAUAUUUGAUCAAAUGCUGAGUGCUUCAUUUGAUAUGGACACCAUUCAUUCCACCAGUGGAGCAGUCUAUGCCAUCAUAUGCUACCACAAGGAAAGCUACCUGUCCCUAGCCAACUCCCUCAUCUCCUCCCAGUCAGAUCCCCAGAGCCAGAGCAGGCUCAUGGAGGCCUUCUCUCUCCUCACUCCUCCCUCUCUCCCUCUGGACUCCAAGAGAACUUCCAAAAUCACUUUCAGAAAGAACCUCGAGCAGUUUCUACCGUUUGUGAAAGCAACUAUCUGGCGUCAUAUACCAUUCUGUAGGAUGUAUGCUUUUUAUUUCAUAGUCAGACCUGUAGUCAUGUGAGGGAGAACAUAUGUACUUGCAGUUUGGUUUUUAUUUCGGAGGGUCCCUUAUCGGAGGUUCAACUGUAAUGUGGAAAAGAAGAUUAGGUAGACUUGUUCUACUUGCCAAU
Molecule: messenger RNA, 856 nt
Organism: Geodia barretti
Lineage: Eukaryota; Metazoa; Porifera; Demospongiae; Tetractinellida; Geodiidae
Source: the annotation of a GenBank genome assembly